GAACAAAGAGGCCCAUACUUGGGCCUAUUUCCCGAGCCUUUGGAACAACCGUGGGCUCAAAUUGGUUACCCAGCGGCUGGUACGACUGAGGGGCGCCAGAAAGAGAGAGAAGGUAGAGCGCGAGAAGAGGGCACGAUAGCUCUGCAUCCUCUAGGGUUUCGAAAAUCCAAAAAACAAUCAAAGUUCGGAGUCGAGUGUGAGAGUCCUAUAGAGGAGAGAGAAGUGAGACCGAGAGCGACGAGCGACGAGGAGAGAGAGCGAGGGAUAACGUGGGAGUGUGUGAGCGGGCGGGGUCCCAAACCUAGAGAUUCUCACGGCCUGCAUCUUUACUUUCUCCGAGUAUGUCGGAGAAAAAGCUCGUGGUAUUGGGCGUCCCGUGGGAUGUUGAUACGGAUGGCUUGAGGGAUUAUAUGAGCAAAUUUGGGAAAUUGGAGGAUUGUAUUGUGAUGAAGGAGCGGUCCAGUGGUCGUUCUCGUGGUUUCGGAUACGUGACAUUUGCUACAGUUGAGGAUGCUAAGAAUGCAUUGUCCAGUGAGCACUUUCUUGGCAACAGAAUACUAGAAGUAAAAGUAGCCACUCCAAAGGAGGAAAUGAGAGCACCAUCAAAGAAGGUCACCAGGAUAUUUGUGGCCAGGAUCCCACCAUCGGUGACUGAUGAAGCUUUCCGAAGUCAUUUUGAGCAAUAUGGUGACGUAACAGAUAUAUAUAUGCCAAAGGAUCCAAGUACCAAAGGGCAUCGUGGAAUUGGGUUCAUCACUUACGCAAAUGCUGAAUCUGUGGAUAAUCUGAUGGCUGAAACUCAUGAAUUGGGAGGUUCCACUGUAGUUGUGGACAGAGCAACACCGAAGUCGCAGGAGGAUGACUUCAGACCAAUAAGCCGAAUGCCGCAGGGAGGAUAUGGUGCAUAUAAUGCUUAUAUUACUGCAGCAACUAGAUAUGCUGCUCUAGGUGCUCCUACCUUAUAUGAUCACCCGGGCGCGAUGUAUGGAAGACGUGAAUCUGCACGAGGAAUGAGCAAAAAGAUAUUUGUUGGCAGGCUUCCUCAGGAGGCUACAACUGAUGAUCUUCGCCAGCAUUUUGGUAGAUUUGGCCGGAUUUUUGAUGUCUAUAUUCCGAAGGAUCCUAAGAGAACUGGCCAUAGGGGUUUUGGCUUUGUGACCUUCGCAGAAGAUGGUGUUGCAGAGCGCGUCUCUCGAAGGUCUCACGAGAUUUGCGGACAGCAGGUUGCCAUAGAUACAGCUACGCCGCCAGUUGAUGAUGCUGGUCCCAGUAGUGGAAACUUCACGAUGGAUGAUGCUGAACCUUAUGGGGGGUACAGUGGUGGUCCUAUGCGCGGUUAUGGACGGAUUUAUGGAAGCCUGGAUUAUGACAAUUGGAGUUAUGGCAUGGGUGGAGGGAGACCUUCGCGAGCAGAUUUGAGGUAUCGCCCCUACUAGAGAUGCGAGUACUGGCGUCAAAAUUUUUAGCCCCUCGUACGUCUACCAGGAUAUCUUUUGACAGUAGCCUAUCGACUUUGAUAAAACCUUAAGGGAAACCAUUGGAUGUUUAAAACUGUUGUAUGCAACCCUUUUACUUGGUUAGUCGGAAAUUGUGCAAGUAAUUAGGGACAA
This is a messenger RNA of Rhododendron vialii, 1610 nucleotides long. RefSeq lists its product as uncharacterized. Gene Ontology annotation, molecular function: RNA binding. The coding region runs from base 342 to 1436 and encodes 364 amino acids. The transcript is spliced from 14 exons. NCBI's taxonomy places the organism in Eukaryota, Viridiplantae, Streptophyta, Magnoliopsida, Ericales, Ericaceae. The record is from RefSeq and is a predicted model, not a curated record.